Pelmatolapia mariae (spotted tilapia) is the source of this 5159-nucleotide messenger RNA. RefSeq names its product linkage group 8 C10orf90 homolog (gene lg8h10orf90). NCBI's taxonomy places the organism in Eukaryota, Metazoa, Chordata, Actinopteri, Cichliformes, Cichlidae. Gene Ontology annotation, molecular function: microtubule binding. Bases 497 to 3115 code for a protein of 872 amino acids. The record is from RefSeq and is a predicted model, not a curated record. The transcript has 12 exons.
AUCAUCAGCCACCAACCACGAGAUCACAGGGAAGAGACGAAACAGGGGGAACUGAACAAAGAGGAUUUGCCAAAGCACCCGCCUCUCCCUCUGUCUCUUCCCAUCUUCCUCUGUGUAUUGGAUGUUGAGCCCUUGUGCUCAGUAACUCUUUUGUCCUCCAAACCUUCCCUUAUACUGCUACUUGCUGCUUGGCUGGAGACAGUACCCGCUAGCACCUACUUUAUAUCAACAAAGACAGUGUUUACUUCCUAAACACUAAAGAGUGAGAAGAACUGGAUUCAAGUGAAAAAUGACUGUACGUCAUUAACUGGAACUGCGACAAAGAUGACCUUGAUCAUUACUGUAGCUGCUGAUUCCUUGCAGUGCAUUUCUAGGAUGACUCUUGUCAAGAAGUCGGCUUGAGCCAGGAGUUUCUCAUUAAUACCUCCACAGUAAACGGCUUUUAUUGAGGAGCUGAAACUUGAGAGCUGUGAGUGGUAACCUAAGCUCCAGAGGGAUGACUCUCCGUAGGCCAGCUGCCCACCUAAGGAGGACUCCAGGCUGGAGGAGAUCAGGAGAUGAGUCCUACUGGGAGAGCUUGAUGUCAGAAGGGCCCGCUGUUUCUCAUCCACCACGUGCACCGCGGCCCCAGAGCGCCAUUGAAGGUGGCCAGCUGGACAGCUGGCUAGAGCACCUGCAGGCUAUGCAGAGCAAACUUAAAGCCCCAGCUCAUAAUCAGACUCGAGGGUUCAAUGACCGAACAACAUCCAUGCCUGUUCUGAACAAAGAGCCAACUGGACGUGCUUGGAGACACACAGGUUUUCCCUCUUUCAGCAGGGUCUCAUCUUCAUGUGAGAGUUCAAGCCUAUGUGACAGCUCUCUGGGCAGCCAGGAGUCCCUCCAGACUGGGUUUUUUUCACCUCCGGAGCGCAGAGGAAGUUGGGAGAGAGCCCAUAUCAUGCAGGCUCCAGAAAAGGAACAAGCCGAACUUAGUUAUCUUUCUCCAGUCAAAAUUGGAUGGCUGCCAAUCCAAAGAAGAGUGAUGAUGGUUGCAGACACUUGCAACCAAAACCAAUUUUUGGACCAUGCUCCCGGCCAUCUGAAACUGAAACAACCCAUCACUCCAACAUUUCAGAAGAAUCAAGCAACACCUAAGGCACAGAAUGCAGAGGUGGAGAGAAGUCACGCCACUGCCACUGCUCUGGGUGUGAAGACGUGGCAGACACCUGAUCAAGGCGCUCCUGUUAUUAAACAGGUGCCAGAAAAGCCUAGCUUUCCUGCUAAUGAAGGGGACAGACCUGUCGGCUGGCAAGCUCUGAGGAGGGGCUGGAAUACCAACAGGGUGUCAGCUUUCCCUGGAGGCAGUAAGACCAACGAGCUCCCCACAGGGACCAACUCAGACCCUAAUAGUAAAUCCCUUUUGAUGAAAACAGCCAGCACAGAGGCCCUCAGGCAUCCUCUGGUGAAUCGCACAACUUCUGCAACAGGCCCAGUAUGUGGGACAAGCAAUAGUCCGCAACCUUCAGACAUACAGACAAACUCUGCUGUGGGAAUCCUCAUCCCUCAAAACAAACCUGGCUUCUCCUCCAUCACCAUCUCCUCCAGAAAAGUGAGCAGAACAGCUAGUCUACCUGGCUCUGAUACCAGCAACCACUCUUCCCAGUCACGUGAGUCUCCUUCUCCACACAGCAGCUUGGACCACCAGCCCAUGGACCCAAACUCCAGGCAUUUAACAGUGCAACGGAAAGCCACUAUAGUCAAAGUAACAGAGAAAAGGGUGAUUUCAAGUCCUGUAUCAAACAGAAACACAGCACGGACACCACCGGGAACCAAUGGUCUGGACACAGUGGUCCACAGAAGGAAGGCCACCAUUAUCAAAGUGACAGAACACAGAGAAAGCUACAGUCCAGGCAGACUGAGGGCCAAACACCCAGAGUAUAGACACAGCUAUAGUGAGGGAACAUAUAUGGGCAACAACACAUGGAGUCAGGAAAAUCAUUCACAAAAUAAUGAAGAACCUUCUUAUCGUCAUCUGAAUUUUGUCCCAAACUCUGCAGCACCAAAUACAUAUACUUCAGAUCCAGAGAAAAAUGGCUCGCGGCAUAGAUCCACACUGAGUCUUUUCCUAAACAACCCUCCUGGUGUAGCAGCACCCACUUCCUCAGAGUUUUCUCCCAAGCCUGUUGGACAGCGAUUGGGGAGGCUGCACAGACCACUGAGCUGGUAUGGCAAUGUGAUUGGACACACUGAGACGAGCAAGGAGAAUUUGACACAACCAUCUGCCAGGAAAUGGAGCGUUGGACUUCCACAAGAGACCGAUAUCAACCCUUUGAACUCGGACAAUAGUUUCAUCAGUCCUGGAAAAGCAGUGAAAAGAUCAGGUCACCUUGUGGCAGACAUACUUAAGUCAAAGGCCGGUGAAAAAGAAAGAUUGCCACUACCAAGAAGCGCUAUGCAGACAGAGUCCUCCAGUCUGACUCUCAUCAAGGCCCCGGAUCCUCACUCCCAACAGUCUCCAGAGGAAGUGACUGCCCUCAAUGCGGCUGCGAUCAUAGCAAAUAUCAAACUCCAAAGACAACUUAGUAAGAAGAAAAAUCCAAGUGGCGAUUCUGAAACGGAUUCCACUGCAUCACCCCAGGGAAAUUCUGUGACAGAUGAGGGAGAACGUGCAAAGCAGCAUCCUAAUCACAGCCGACGCCUCAACCGGCCUCAUGCUGAAUUUGUUCCACUGAGUCUAGAUGCUGAACAGUCAUCUGAAGCUGUUUCUCUUCAGGACGCGUUGCAGAGGUCUAGACCAGACUUCAUUAGUCGUUCCCAAGGUAGAGUGCGAGAGCUGGAGCGAAAGGCACAGGAGAGAAGGAAACUGUCAAAUUCAGUAGGCCCACAGUUGGAGAAGGCACCCAGGCAGAGGAGAGCUCUCAGCACUGGGUCUACCUCUCUGAACGGUAACCUUUUCACACACAGAGACAGAGCAUUUUCUAGGAAAGAGAUGCAGCCCAGAUCCAAGCUGACACCUGCAGAGCUCAAGAGACAAAAAGAAGAAGAAAGGAGGGAGGUCAGUUUGAACAACAGAUUUCGAGCUGAGCUUUACAAAAAGAAACUGCUGGAUCAACUUCUUCAAAGGAGCAACAACUAAACAACUGACCACAUGGAUGAAGAUGUAGAGAAAGGCAUAAAAGACUGAGACAGUGAACUUUGCCCUUUGUCAGUUUAGUUUAUUAUUAUUCUAGAACCUGUCUUCUUAUGUGGAUUAAAAGCAUAUAUUCUCAUAAAAGUAAAAAAAGACAUUGAACCUUAAUGCAAAUUUAUUGCACUUCCUGAUCAAGCAAUAUGUAGUAAGCAAAAUCAGCAUAUCUCACUAUGUGACCUUAUCACAGAUAAAUCCAAUUACAUAUUUGUUCAUUCUUUUGCUCUUCUAUCCAAAUCUGGGAAGGAUGUCCUUCUGUGCUUGCUUAAAACACGUUAAACUGCUUGAAAAGCGAACAGUGAACACACUCGGACAGGGUCCUUAUGGAUUCUAGAAACAUCUUCAAAUCAGCAGUGCCUGCUGUUUAAAUGACCUUUAUAUGCUCUGUCACGUGGUUGUCCUAGCUACCCUUGUGGUAUGCAAUUUCGAAUAAAGGUUGUUGAAGGUCGAAAGUAUGAAAUCAUGUCUGGACAGUCUGUUGUGGUUUUAAUCAAACAUCAGCCUCGCCGAUAUGGUUUCGAUUAACUUGUGUUUAUGCAGUUUGUUGUCUUGUUUGCACUUGAUUGCAAGCUGCCUUUGUUUUGAGAAUACUCCAUGUAAUUGGAUGCAGAACAAGCGUCUCACUGUAGCAGUGGCGUCUUCUGACAGUCACUUUCACAUGAUACCAUGUGAUGUGAAGCAGCGAUGUAAGACAAAAUCAUCCAUUAUGCUUCACAGUCCAAUCCAGGACAGUCUUUAACCGUCGACUUCAUUUAACAUCUAAUGCUGAAAGAAGCGUGAAGUGGGCUCUGCCACCAUUCGAUGCCAGAUGGAGGAAUGUGACCUCUUUACAGUGGAAGCCCCCCCUGUUAAUGGACAGUUCAACUGAAUGGAGCCUUUGUCUCUGUCAUUGUGUCAUGAUGGACCAAGCCUCGCCGUUGCAGAUUCAUAUUUGUGUGUUUUGAUCCAGAAUGAAUAUGCAGUGAGCGAGGGGUGUUGCACAACAACGUGAUGAUUCUGGGUAAAGCAAUGUGUCAAUAUUUAUUUUUAGAACAACAGACAACAGAGCAGAAGAUCUUCUCAUUACUCUCAAUUGUCAUUUUUCCUCAUUUGUCUUUAGGUUUGUGCUCCUCCGUAGUCCAGUCGUUUCAUCCGUUGUAAUUUUCACUGGUGUGUAGGGAAAACAGAUGGUUGCUACUAUUUUUAUAAACCUAUUUUCAUGUCUGUGCAAUUGCAUGUGUGGGUGUAUUUGGACAGUGGGAGUGCGUUAAUAACACCAUUCAUGGUGCACAAUGAUAAUAAUUUGAGACUAGAAGGACACUUGUGUAGCAUGGAUGUUCUUUAAAGAAGAUAAUUGAUCGCAUGCAUGAGGCCUUAGUUAAAGAUUACCUUAUUUUACCCUUGCAACUGAGUGUGUGCAUAUAAAAAUAGGCGUUAUGAAAUUAUUCGCACAUCAACUGACUCUUAGUUGAUUCUACAUUUAUGUGCUUUAUAUCUGAACAACUUUUCUGUUUCAACUUUUGUAAAUGUGCUUUGGGAAGUGAAAUUCUUUUCCAUUUUGUUUCUCCCAAAAUCUUUUUCUCGUUGUUGCAUAGGUAAGAUGGAAGGACGUUCAUUAAUCAUCUGUUCUAGCACACCAACAGAGAGCCCUGCUCUGUGUAUCGCCUUCCUUGCAAGCACCCCUUGGUUCUUAAAAAGAGCAAACGAUCAGCUCUUCGGUUUGACUGAAAUAAGCAAGCAGAGUGCUCCUCAGUAUUCAUUUAUUUCCUUGUUUCAUCUUGGAGGCAGAGUUUUGAGAGGUUUCUGUGUGAGGGUGUAGGCUUUCACACUGCGUUAAGAUAACAAGUGGAUACGGCGCAGUGACUUUACCUUAAGCCUUAAUGCUGGAAGCAUGCUGGAGCCCUACCUGAAAUGCUAAACAACCUGAUGCGGCGCACUGCAGAGUGCACAUCGCGAAAAGCAUAAUUGAGCAGAGCGCUUUGGGUCUAUCAGAUGGCUUUCUGGUAUUUUAAAA